Molecule: messenger RNA, 675 nt
Organism: Thermochaetoides thermophila DSM 1495
Lineage: Eukaryota; Fungi; Ascomycota; Sordariomycetes; Sordariales; Chaetomiaceae
Exons: 2
Coding region: 1-675 (224 amino acids)
Biological process (GO): mitochondrial respirasome assembly
Cellular component (GO): mitochondrion
Source: RefSeq, a predicted model, not a curated record
AUGGCCGACGACCUUCCUCCCAACCGCCCGCUUCCGUCGUCGUUCGACGGCGAUGAUGACUUUUACAAUGAGACGUUCCUAAAGAAAAUUACCCGUCGGUCGCUGGAGGAGCCACUGGUUCCUAUCGGCUGUGCAUUGACCGUUGCAGCCUUCAUCAAUGCGUACCGUGCCAUGCGCCGUGGAGACCAUCACCAAGUGCAACGGAUGUUCCGUGCUCGUGUGGCAGCUCAGGGAUUUACUGUGUUGGCCAUCAUCGGUGGAGGCAUUUAUUACGCCGAUGAACGUGCCAAGCACCGGGAGUUGUGGAAGGUCAAGCGGAUGCAAGAAGAAGAGGAGAAGCGGCAGAGAUGGAUUAAAGAACUCGAGGCUCGCGACGCAGAAGAAAAAGCGCUUCGGGAGUUGAUGGAGAAGAGGAGGAAGCGUGCUGCGGACAAGGAAGUCCAUGAGACGGGCAUUGAGACUGUUGCCAUACAGGCGAGGGCCGCCCUCAAGUCAGCAAAGGAAGGCAAGGCUGUCAAGACCGAGGACACAGCAGCUCAACAAGUUAUGGAGCAUCAGGACCAGCCUGCAGAGUCGAAAAGUACGAGCAGUUGGUCUUGGGGAUCUCUUGGAGGGUGGUUUGGUGGAUCAAAAUCAGCCUCGGCUAAGAAUUCGGGCAGUGAUAAAGAAGCCUGA